GGGUACAAGUCCCGGCUACCGUGUCACGGGGAUCGGAGCUGAGCUCGCGCGAGUGGUGAAGUUGUGUCGAAUUCUGCAUCCUUGACGAAGUCUCGACUACUGAGUGUGCUUUAAAGUUUAAGGCUAGGAUUCGCCUUCAUUCAUUUAAAUUUUGGGAACUUGUUCUUUUUAAGCGUUUUGAUCGACGCUUGCCUGGAGCGACUAUCACUUGGAGUUGGGAACUGAUUUCAGACUUAGAGCAAGCUUGAGGAGGGUGUUUCGUGUAGCGACGGUGAAAAAUUUCGUCUCAACCACUUUCCACAAUUUUCCAACAGUCCCUGGUCAUGCUGGUAAUGCCUGGCUAUCCUUUUCGUGCACUGACCUUGUCGGGCCUGGCUUCUUUCUACUAGUCAACUGGAUCAAUGAAUGGGAUAGGAGGGGAAGUAGUUUCAGCUUUGUAUUAAAGAGGGAAAGACUUGCAGCUGACCUAUUCGAGCUUAGCUAAAUGAUCUGCUUGAAAGUUGAGCAGAUUGACAGAAACCAAACAUUCUUACAGUUUUUGAACCUGUCCACUGAGCUCACUACACAUCACUGAAUCGAAAUUGGAAUGGAGGAGGUUACUGAACAGAAUGGAGAGGCUACCAACGACGCGCCCUUUGAACCCUGGUAUCAGGUACAGGUGACAGGGGCCACGAAAAAUGGCAGCACCAUCAUCUUUGACGUGGUCACAAAGAAGUUAGAAGAGGGUGGGCAGGAAGCGACGGUUCAGCGUGUUUAUGAAGACGUUGAGUGGCUCCACCAUUGCCUCAUGACGGAUACUGACACUAGCGGAAUCAUCAUGCCACCCUUACCAGUGAGGCCUCUAGCAUCGGCGGCAGAUGCAGCGGCCAAGGCGAAGAGAGAGUUGGGCUCUGAUGCCACGGUCAAAGGGGAUGAAUUUUACAAGCAUUGCCGAUCGCUGGAAAAAUACUUGCAACUGGUUAUCCGCCACAACUUCCUUGGAAAGAAUGAAUCUUUGGGCAAAUUCCUCACGGAACCAGAGCCGCCUGUGCGAGCCAAGCUGAAGAACUCCUUCCUGACCAACUUGACCAAAGUGGUAGGUGAGGUGCGCAAGGGGGGCCACCAAGACCUGGACCCCUCCUUCCAGAAGGAGCGCAGCACCGUCAAUGAGAUGGUCAAGAUCAUGACAGACAGCAGCUUGCAUUUCAAUAACAUGCUGAACGUCAGUGAGAGAUUUUCAGCCUCCCUGAACAAUCUCUCUACAGCCUUGUGUCUGGCCAGCACUGCAGCCGAAGAAGGACCCGUUUCAGACCUCAAUAAGUUGCAGUUGCAUUUUGCCAAGGCUGUUGAGCAUUACUCCCACGGAAUCGACAUCUUUGUUGCCAACGACGAGCAGACGCUGGGGUUCUGCCUGGACCACUAUGCAAAAUACUUGGAUUCAGAGAAGUCGAUGCUGUUCAUAAGGACAUGUAAGCUGCUGGAGUAUGAGAAUGCCUCCAAGUCACUAGAGAAAGCCAAACCGCUCAAGAAAGAAGCUGCCGAGGAGCUCAAAGAAAAGCGAGAGAAGGAGUUUAAUGCCAUAUCCGAAAUUGCCAGGAAAGAGAUAACCAAAUUUCACCGGCAGCGGGUGGUCGAGUUCCAGAAGGCGCUCAUCUUGUAUGCCGAGGCCAAAAUCAAGACUGCCCGGGACAUCUCAGCUCUCCUUGCCAAGGACCUGAGCACCCUCAAGCAGAUGGAGUUGAGCGAUGGAUCGGGUCAAUAAGGAUCGGCUGGGAGUGCUUUCAAUGAUGUGUAAAUGGGAUAGAGUAACAGGAGACAUUCGGCUUAAAGGAAGCCUGGUCUUCCCUUUGAAAUAAGCGACUUGUUAAACAGUUUAGCUACAUCAAUAUUUAUAAAAUGCAUUCAUUGGUAGUCCAUGGUGCCUCGCGUAACACAGUAAGUGACUGUUUUUGUCACAUUACGGAAUAAUUGUCUCCAAUUGUGGGUCGUCCUCUGGAUGUUUUCAAAACCAUGUAUGGUACCAAAAGACCACAGAAACAGACAGCCACCUGGCAUGCUUAUCGUAUCUGCUCGUUUGCAAAACACUUCAUAGUAACCUGACUGCUUUUAGAAUAUAGCAAUUCACUGAGCUGGUGAUUCCUGCUUUCAACUCUGUGUGUGCAUGUACAUGUGUGUGCAAGUGAAAAAGGCCUUAUCUUGAGAUGUUGUUAACCACUUCGACUGGUGCUUCUUUUCUCGAAGAACAUUCUUCAUAUCUUGACAGAUUUCUUUGUACGUAAUGUAAUUUUGACGCAAGUCACGUAUUUCUACUGUUCUGGUCUGCAUUUUAAAAUUGCCAGUUUUCUUUGACCUGCAACAUAGACAGCCAUCUUUUGCUUUGAAAGAGGCUUCAUUUUCUUGUCAUCCGUGGACGGAGUGCAAGAGGCAGUAUUGAUGUAAUGGCCUAGUUCGGGGGUGGGGAUUGGGGGUAUUUUUGGUGUUGGAGGGAUACAGCAUCAUUGUAUCAGAGGCAAAUAUUGCCUUGCACUGCUGAGGUGCUGUAUAAAAUCCCACUUGUGUAUACUUCCUAAAUGAAGUUUAAAUUGUAGUAUAUAUCUAGCAUAAGACAGGCACUUAUGUAGCUGAGUUGUAAGUAAGCUGGUCCAAAAGUGAGCUAACAAGACAUGAAUCUUGAACAAAUGCCAAGAGGAAAUUCUUUGUUCAGGUGGACAGCUUGUCACUGGCCUCAAAAAUGGUCUCUGUGCUUUCACACGUAAUUGGCCUGUGAUAUCUUGAUCGCAGCUCUUGCUGUGUAGGUCAGUUUGUGGUAUUCAGAGUUGAGCGAUUGGAAUGAGUGUUGACAACUGAGUCAACAGUUACUAGAGGAUUUAAUUUCGUUUUCAGCCUAGGCUUUUUUCUUCUGAAAGUUUAAAGUGUUUACUCUUUAAAGUGAAACAUUAGAGAUUGGAUACCCACCAGAAUUAUGUGCAUGAAGUAUAUGCACCAACCGUCGCUGCAUGUGCCAGAACUAACUUAUCCACUCUGUGAAGCAACAGAAGAGGAGGAUAUGUAUCCGUGUUUUUUUUUUUUUCAGACUUCCUAUUAAUAUAACAGAUUCUAUAUACUCCAUCACACUUAUAUGUACCGUUAUUUCAAUGUUUAUUUCGUAUUAAGUAGAUUAUUUCUGCCAUUUGUAACCAAGACGGUAUUUAGAUCAUGUUUUAUUUCUUUAUGUUAUAUCCAUGGACGUCUUUAGGGGUUUUUUUGGGGGGGGACAAGACGCUCAUCAGCAAUGAAUCAGUUAACCGUUAACAGUGAAAGAAUUCAGUUUGGAGAUUUUUCCAUGCACAGUUUUGAGUUUCAUCCCAUUUUGUGUCAAAUUUUCAUUCUUUUCCUUUCCUCCCUUUUUAUUUUUCAUUUUUUGGUCCCCCCCAUGACGCCCAUGGGGUUAUCGGUGAGAAAACUAUCAAGAAUCAACACGGUUGGAGUUGCCGUCGGUUCGGGAUCUGCAGAGACAUUUUUGUAUGAAUUUGAUCAAACAAUAGGGCAGUGAACUUUAAAAUAACUCCCCAGAAUCCUAAGAUGUCUGCUCAUUUUAAUCUGUGCAGCACAAACACAAUCUUAACUUGUUAGAACACAGCAUUACCGAUGAAGCUACUGUUUUCAAAAUUAAUAUUCAAGUUCAUUUGAUUUCUUUUGUUUAUACAUGUGUGUCAAAAUGAAGCUUUUUUGUGUUAUUUUCUAAUCUUGUUGAAGAAAUUACUGACACUGUACAUCCAGAAUUCGGAUUCUAAAACCUGGAAGUCAUUUUAUUGAAUUUCUUUAGUUUUGCAACCAGCUGAGCUGUACAUUACUAUAGUGUUUAUUUUACGGCCAUUUCUAUCUCAACAUAUGAAAUGCACAGAUUGAAACUUCUGUUUGUUUUUUGGAUGAGAAGAAAUGAAUGAUAAAAUUGUUGGUAGUUGAAGGCCCUUCACGGUCUGUAAGUAUAAAUGUUAAGCAGAUAUAAUUGUGAUUAAUGUAUUGUGUAUGCCUUGACAGCAUGACAUUAGCACAAAAACAUUCAGAUAAUUUUGAAACUAAUUAAAACCGACAUUUUGAAGUUCCAGUCAUGCUGUUGCGCCUUUUUUCUGGUGGCCCACGUUAAGCCGACCUAUAUGUCACAAAGUGAGUGUGGAUUUUUAUUUUUGAACUUUAUCUGUAUGUUAAAAUAAAAGUAAAUUUUCUACCCCUUGGUACAAACAAUUUGAAAUUGUGACAAUGCUUAUAUGGUUUAAAUAUACUAAAGAUGAAAUGUAUCGUGCACAAUUACCAUUGCCUUAAAUAAUUUCCAUUGAAAUAACAAAACUUGUUUAUAUAAUAAAUCUUUCCCAGUUAAGAACAUUCCAAAUCAUCAAUCUGGAUUGAUUUCUAUACCAAGGAUUUUUCCUUCAGGUUUCUUGGUUCAUAUUCAUAAACCUACUUUUGCCGAAAUUAAUUGCAUUCUUUGGAAAUACCAUUUCUACAUUUUGAUAAUUCGAUUGACUGAUUUGACAGGCAUAUGCAUUUGGUGCAAUAAUGAUUUAAUCCGUGAAUCUGUAUCAUUAAAAUCACAAGCAGGCGAAUUCUACAGCCCCA
Acanthaster planci (crown-of-thorns starfish) is the source of this 4575-nucleotide messenger RNA. Its product is annotated as sorting nexin-5-like. Gene Ontology annotation, molecular function: phosphatidylinositol binding. NCBI's taxonomy places the organism in Eukaryota, Metazoa, Echinodermata, Asteroidea, Valvatida, Acanthasteridae. The record is from RefSeq and is a predicted model, not a curated record.